Messenger RNA from Physella acuta, 2370 nucleotides. RefSeq names its product zinc finger MYM-type protein 1-like. NCBI's taxonomy places the organism in Eukaryota, Metazoa, Mollusca, Gastropoda, Physidae. Gene Ontology annotation, molecular function: protein dimerization activity. The record is from RefSeq and is a predicted model, not a curated record.
AUGUCUCGUAACUAUCCUAGUGGAGCAAAAAAACGCGCAUUAUCGGUGAAAAAAAGAAAGAUCGAAGCUGAGCUUGCUGAAAAAACUACAAAACUGCUCUCCUUUUUCAAACCAACUUCGAGUAUCAAGGAAAAUAGUCACGUAGAAAAGGGAUCUGCAAUUGAAUCAGACACCGCCGGGGUAAAAGAUGUAGAGCAGGCUCCUACUUUAAAACAAUGUGAUUUGAAAGAUGAUACAGCAAAACCCCUUGAAGAUAGUCAUGCUAUAUACGACCUUCAUUUUUGGCCAGAGCGGGAAAAGAUGUCAGAGGCAUUUAGAAACUAUUGGAUUCAACGUGGUACCACACCAUGUCAAAACAAAAACGGGGACUUUAAAGAAUCAGUCACACAGUUAGAAAGAGAGUCACAACGUCGGUUCUGCACCAUUUCUUUAUUUACACGUGUCCAUGCACGAACAGGAGAAAAAUUUGAAAGAAAUUGGUUGUGUUAUUCCAAAACAAGCGGGUGUGUUUAUUGUUUUGUAUGUAAGCUGAUGUCACCUAUAACUAACAAAAUGACAUCAGGGUUCAAACAAUGGAAAAGUGCCCAUGAAGUGCUAUCUAGGCAUGAAAAUUCCAAACAACACAUUGAUUCAUUGGCAGCGCUGUGUUCACGAAAAUCUACUGGUCAGAUUGACAUGAAACUUGUAACGCAAUAUGAAAGUGAAAUUCAGUACUGGAGACAAGUACUUCACAGAAUCGUGAGUGUGGUACAGUUUCUUUGUAUUCGUGGUAUUCCGUUUCGGGGUAGAACUGAAGAGGUUGGUUCUCCAAACAAUGGGAAUUAUCUCGGGUUGCUGGAGCUGCUAAGUCAGUACGAUACCUUUCUCGCAGAACAUAUGCGGAUACACGCCAACAAAGGACGUGGACAUACAUCCUACAUAUCUUCAACAAUAUGUGAGGAGAUGAUUGAACUUAUGGGCCAAAAGGUUUUGUCUUUAAUUGUAGAUGAAAUAAAGACAGCGAAAUAUUUUUCUAUAUCUGUAGAUUCGACUCCAGAUGUUUCACAUGUUGAUCAACUCACAAUCGUUAUUCGCUAUGUACAAGACACCGGACCUAUUGAGCGCUUCUUAAAAUUUGUACCAAUGUUUUCACACACUGGUUCGGAAAUAGCUAAUUUAAUACUAACAUUUUUGGAAGAAAAUGGAAUUGACAUAAAAAAUUGUCGCGGUCAAUCAUAUGACAACGCGUCCAACAUGAGCGGCAAGUAUAACGGCGUUCAGGCUAAAAUCCGGGAGAAGUGUGACGUAGCAUUGUAUGUACCGUGCACAGCACAUUCACUCAAUUUAGUUGGGAACUGCGCAGCUGAGUGCUGCCCCACGUCAGUUGGGUUUUUUAAUCUCCUUCAGAGCCUUUACUCUUGGCUUUCUGCAUCUACCCAUCGUUGGCAUAUACACAACAAGCACAUGAAUGGAUUGCCUGUUGCUAAAGCUUUGUCGGAAACCAGAUGGUCCGCUCGACAUGAUGCUGUUAAGGCUUUAAAUAGAGGGUAUAAGGAAAAUAUAUCGGCUUUGGAGGAGUUAGCAGCCGAUGAAAAUCAACCUCUUAAAUGUAGAGCUGAAGCUGAAGGAUAUCUUAAAAGUUUACAAAAACUAGAAACAGUAAUAUUAUUGGAGGUAUGGGAUACAAUUUUAGAGAGAUUGCAAAAAACAAAUGUAUCUCUUCAAGAAAAAGGUUUAUCUCUUAAUACAGCAGUUAAUUUGUUAAAAUCUGUUCUCCUUUUUAUUGAAAGUCAACGUAAUGAAUUCGCUAGCUUCGAAUCAAAAGGAAAAAUUAAAUGUGAAGUCAAAGACUACACAUAUUCCAACAGACGACCACUAAAGAGGAAGCGACAAUUUGACGAAAGCAAAGUUUCAGAAAUGCAACUUUCUCCUAGAGAAAAAUUUAUGACUGAAGUAUUCAUCUGUGUGAUCGACCACCUAACUGCAGCUCUACAUCAUCGCUUAGAUUCCUAUAAAACUGUUCAAGAAAUGUUCGAUUUCUUCAGUGACCUGACCAACCUUAGCACUGGUGACAUUACAGGAGCAGCUACAAAACUAAUCAACAAAUAUCCCGAUGAUUUUGAAGAAUGUUUUUCAUCGGAGUUGAUUCAAUUCGCCGAGCUGUUUAAAUCAAUUCAUGGGGGAAAAGAGCAAAACGUCUACAGUGAUAGCAUUGAAUUAGAAAUGUUGAUAUUUUUAAAUAGAUUCAAGUGCAUUCAGAGCUUUCCAAAUGUGCACAUUGCUCUUCGAAUUUAUCUGUGUAUGAUGACGUCUAACUGCAGUGGAGAGCACUCAUUUUCCAAAAUGAAAAAGAUUAAAAGCGAUCUUAGAAGCACGGCAGCAGAGACUUAG